Boleophthalmus pectinirostris (great blue-spotted mudskipper) is the source of this 4855-nucleotide messenger RNA. RefSeq lists its product as uncharacterized. Lineage: Eukaryota; Metazoa; Chordata; Actinopteri; Gobiiformes; Gobiidae. The record is from RefSeq and is a predicted model, not a curated record. Gene Ontology annotation, cellular component: nucleus.
UGCAAUGGCAGACAUGAAUCCACUACCAGUUAGACGCAAAAGAAAGUCCGUUUUUGAGGUCGCUGAAAGAAGAAGACAAGGGGAAAAGGAGCGAAGCAAAACUAAAGUGGUUCUUGGAGAUUCCUUCCAGCGAUGGCGCGCACUGAAGCAGACGAAGGGUCUAAAGACGGACGCGUUGGUCGCUAAAUUUCUUCUGGACAGUUAUGAUAAUGUCACAUCUGCCCCACAACCUGAAACUCCAUGGGUGAGACCCCCGCAGCCUCUAGUUUCCACUGUUGUUCAGGAAUCGGUCUCAGACAGGGAUGCAGAUUUUUUUGUGUUGUCCAGUGACAGCAGCAGUGAAGAAGAAACUUCUGCACCACAUAAAAAAGCUAGACCCUCCACCUCCAGAAAUGAACCAGAUGAGGAAGAAUUCAACAGUCUCCAAAAUACUAUUAUCGACUGGGAUGAUGAAACCUGGACUCCAGAAAUGGAAACACAAAGACAGUCUUCCUCUGAAGAGGACGAGACAAAGGAGUUUGACUACAUACCACCAAUUUGUCUGCGGGCUGGAGGUGCAUUGAAACAACAGUUUUGUUUGGACACAUUUCCACAGAUUCACAUGGAUGAAACGGUCCAUGAUGAGCCUGACGACUGUGAAACAGUGGAAGAUGCCGUUCCUCCUGACACUGCUAUGGCUGUCACUGAGGAAGAUGUUUUGGGACAAAAAGCGUCCAUCAUCUAUCAUGAUGUCUUGAAGCAGCUUCUAGACUUUUUAAUCCUACCUGUGGACAAAUGCACAGCUGAUGACCCUGUCACAAAGAUGCCCUGCAAUGCAGCAAAACCCUUUGAAGUUUCAUUGAGAAGAAGAUGCACAGCUGUAACUGCAGAAUGGAUGUGUCCAAAUGGGCACACCGUUUGGAAGUGGAGCUCCCAGCGCUACUAUAAAAGUGGUAUGCUGGCAGGAGACUUCAUGCUGGGUGUUAAUGUCUUAUUGUCUGGAAACGACUUCAGAAAAGUGGCGCUUCUCUUUAAAUUUAUGAAUAUGGGAAUGAUUGAUGCCAGAACAUUCCACAAGAUUCAAGAUGGCUUCUGUGUGGAUAACAUUGCCGACUUCUGGAAGAAAGACACUGAGGGGAUCAUUAAUGAGUUAAAAGAGAAAGAUCCUGUUGUGUUGCUUGGUGAUGGUCGGAUGGAUAGUCCAGGAGUUUGUGCACAAUACUGCACGUACGCCAUGAUGGACAAUGAGACAAAGAAGAUUGUUUACAUGCACAGCUCUGACAAACGAGAGACCCGAACAAACUCUGUCUCCACGGAGAAGCACUGUUUCCUAAAAUGCAUGGACAAAAUCAUGAAAGACUUGAAAGUCAAAGAAGUUUGCACUGAUGCACAUUCUCAGAUAUCUUCACUGUUCAAGAGUGGAGAAUACAAAGACAAAGGAAUAAAACACUCACUGGACGUCUGGGAUGGUGCUAAAAAUCUCAGCAAAAAGAUUUUGGCUGCUGGACGUCAAAAGGAGUGCUCCUUGCUGCUCACCUGGAACAGGGAUAUAACAAACCACUUCUGGUACUGCUGUAAAAGAGCUGAAACAUAUGAACACUUCAUGGACCUGUGGACUGGACUUUUACAUCAUGUGACUGGUGUUCAUCAGCGGUGCUUUGGCUCUUGUCGUCAUGACCCGUUGGAAAGCGAAAGGAACAAGCCACUGAUUCCAGAGGGCUCUGUGGCUCACCAGCGGCUGCGUGAUUUAAUGAUGGAUUCACGAUGGCUGAAGACUGUCACAAAGUUCCUGUCUUUUAGGUCCACUGCAGAGCUGGAGUCAUUCCACAAUCAUGUCUUGAUGUACGCUGGAAAACGCUUUGCAUUCUCCAAGAAGGUUUAUGAGGCACGAGUCUACUUGGCAUCGCUGGACUACAACAAUCAUCUAAACAGAGGACCCAGGAGGACAAAGGACGGCUCCACACAAAAGGGAAAGCUUUACAACAAGAGGACAAAGAUGUGGCGUUUGUGCACAUACAAAGCCCCAAAAGAGUACAAAUACAUCCAUGAUCUGCAGGCACUUAUUCUGCGAUCAAGGCUUUUGUAUCAAAGAGGAAUGGCUGAUAGUCACCCAUCAAGACCCGAUGAUCCACAAAGACUUGGGCCUCUAGCAGACGACAUUACCCCGACAAUACAAGAGCUGGACCAGCAACAGGUCUGCAGAUUGCUAUGUGUCCAGCUCCACUCUCUGAGUUCUGAUCUGACUCUGCAGAUUAAAGAAGAAUACGACAUCAAACAGGAGGAGAUUCAGCUGCAAGUGUCUGGCCCAGAGUUUAGUGCUGUGAGUGUGCAGACAGAAGAGUCCUCACUGCUUCAAGAAAUAAAAACUGAGCAGAGAGAGGACACACAGGGAGAGGACAUCAAAACGGAGACACAGGUCCACAGUGAGGACAUGAAAGCAGAGACACCGGUCCACGGAGAGGACACACAAGGAGAGGACAUCAGAGCAGAGACACAGGUCCUCAGUGAGGACAUGAAAGCAGAGACACCGUUCCACGGAGAGGACACACAAGGAGAGGACAUCAGAGCAGAGACACAGGUCCAUAGAGAGGACACACAAGGAGAGGACAUCAGAGCAGAGACACAGGUCCACGGAGAGGACACACAAGGAGAGGACAUCAGAGCAGAGACACAGGUCCAUAGAGAGGACACACAGGGAGAGGACAUCAGAGCAGAGACACAGGUCCACAGUGAGGACAUGAAAGCAGAGACACCGGUCCACGGAGAGGACACACAAGGAGAGGACAUCAGAGCAGAGACACAGGUCCACACUGAGGACAUGAACGCAGAGACACAGGUCCACGGAGAGGACACACAGGGAGAGGACAUCAGCGCAGAGACACAGGUCCAUAGAGAGGACACACAAGGAGAGGACAUCAGAGCAGAGACACAGGUCCAUAGAGAGGACACACAGGGAGAGGACGUCAGAGUAGAGACAAACGUCCUCUCAGAGAUGAAAGGAGACACACAGAACUCUUGUGACACUGACACUGACAGUGAUGAAGACUGGAGACCUCCAACCAACUGUUCAGCUGCACACAUGGACACAGGGGCUGAUGGAAACCACCACAGUCACCAAGUCCAGACCACAGCCAGAAGCAGCAUGGCACAAAACAAAAAAAACAAGUCUGCACCAGCGACCAGCACCACUGUGAACAAUGCAGACAAGUCAGGAAUUGGCGAAGGAGCUGCGAGCAGGAAACACAAGUGCUCGGUUUGUAAAAAGAAAUUUGGAUCUAAAUAUGAACUACAAAAACACAGCAUAGUUCACACAGGAGAGGAAGUAAGCUGUUCGGUGUGUAAGAAAGUGUUUGCUGUACGCUCACAUCUGAAAACACACAUGAGGGCACACACAGGGGAGAAACCAUUCAGCUGUUCAGUUUGCAAGAAAGUGUUUGCUGUAAGCUCUGAUCUCAAAAGGCACACAAGGACACAUACAGGGGAGAAACCAUUCAGCUGUUCAGUCUGUAAGAAAACAUUUGCCCGAAAGGCUUGUCUUGAGUUACAUACGAGGACACAUACAGGGGAGAAACCAUUCAGCUGUUCAGUCUGUAAGAAAACAUUUGCCCGAAAGGCUUGUCUUGAGUUACAUACGAGGACCCACACAGCGGAGAAACCAUUCAGCUGUUCAGUCUGUAAGAAAACAUUUGCCCGAAAGGCUUGUCUUGAGUUACAUACGAGGACCCACACAGGGGAGAAACCAUUCAGCUGUUCAGUCUGUAAGAAAACAUUUGCCCAAAAGGCUCAUCUUGAGUUACAUACGAGGACACAUACAGGGGAGAAACCAUUCAGCUGUUCAGUCUGUAAGAAAACAUUUGCCCAAAAGAGUAAUCUUGAAGGACAUUUGAUGACACACACAACUGAGAAACCAUUCAGUUGCUCAGUCUGUAAGAAAACAUUUGCUCAAAAGGGUUACCUUGAAAAACAUAUGAGGACACACACAGGGGAGAAACCAUUCAGCUGUUCAGUCUGUAAGAAAACAUUUGCCCGAAAGGCUCAUCUUGAGUCACAUACGAGGACCCACACAGGGGAGAAACCAUUCAGCUGUUCAGUUUGCAAGAAAGUGUUUGCUCUAAGCUCUGAUCUCAAAAGGCACACAAGGACACACACAGGGGAGAAACCAUUCAGCUGUUCAGUCUGUAAGAAAACAUUUGCCCGAAAGGCUCAUCUUGAGUCACAUACGAGGACCCACACAGGGGAGAAACCAUUCAGCUGUUCAGUUUGCAAGAAAGUGUUUGCUGUAAGCUCUGAUCUCAAAAGGCACACAAGGACACACACAGGGGAGAAACCAUUCAGCUGUUCAGUUUGCAAGAAAGUGUUUGCUCUAAGCUCUGAUCUCAAAAGGCACACAAGGACACACACAGGGGAGAAACCAUUCAGCUGUUCAGUCUGUAAGAAAACAUUUGCCCGAAAGGCUCAUCUUGAGUCACAUAAGGACCACACAGGGGAGAAACCAUUCAUCUGUUCAGUUUGCAAGAAAGUGUUUGCUGUUAAUUCUAAACUCAAAACACAUAUGAGGACACACGAUUGAUUUACACUGGAAUAUUGAGGCUCUUUUCUCUGUAACUGCUGCAGUGAGCCUUGUCAUUGUUCAUUCUGCUUUUUAUUUAUUGCAGUUUGUGUAUUUGUAACUUUAUUGUACAUUUACAACAUUUACUGUUGUGUCAAUGGCAUGAAUUAGUUUCAGUAUUAUCAUUUAUUGUCUGUAUUUUCUUCAAAAAUAUAUAGCAUUUUAAACUGUGUAAUCCAGACAGGCCUAUUCAUCUGUUCAGCCUGUUACAACACUUUAUCAUAUGUAUAUUCUCUAUUAAAAAUUGAUUUACUCUUUUUCCCAAGA